Messenger RNA from Saccostrea echinata, 4372 nucleotides. Its product is annotated as dymeclin-like. Bases 120 to 2120 code for a protein of 666 amino acids. Gene Ontology annotation, biological process: Golgi organization. Gene Ontology annotation, cellular component: Golgi apparatus. The record is from RefSeq and is a predicted model, not a curated record. The transcript has 16 exons. Lineage: Eukaryota; Metazoa; Mollusca; Bivalvia; Ostreida; Ostreidae.
UCAGUCUCAUCGUCAUUGUAUAUGGUACUCAUAAUUUGGAAAGCUUUCCAAAUAUAGGUUUUCUUCCUCUUAAAAGACAAAAAUGUGAAGAGGGUUUCAGAUUCCAUAUAUCUGACAACAUGGGAGCCAACAGCAGCAGUUUUAACGAGCUGUCCAGUAAUGAAUAUUUAAAACGAUUGUCUUCACCAGAGCCGAUCAACCCAAUAGACCCAUACUGGAACCAGCUUCUUUCCUUCUCUUUCCUUAUCCCAAUCAAUAGUUCUGAUGGCAAACUUUUGGAGGAGGCUACGGCCAGUAUCUGUAAAGGUGUGGCCAUCCACAACUGCAAGAGUGGAAACUUCGGAGCCCUGAUCCGGAAUUUCCUAGUGAGAGCCACGGAGCUCAAAGCUUCUGUACAGUGUGAAGAUAACAUCUUUACCUGGCAGACCUAUAAUGCAUUGUUCAUCAUCAGGUCCCUCAGUAAAUAUUUUGUGGAACACCUGAGUGAGGAACUCAUUUUACAGCAGUUUGAAGCCAAGCCAAAGGAAAUGGGAGGGUACAAGGAUCCAGAGGAAAUGGGUCCAUUACUAGAGGAGCUGAUGAACUCGCUAGUGGAAAUGCUAGUGGAUGUCCCAGUCAUGAACUUUACCUAUGCCCUCCACUUAGAAGCCCUGAACACACUUUUGGUUCUGUUGUCAAUACAGAUGUUUCAACCACAACCUGCCCACAAGUUUAGAGUUUACCAGGUCAUGAUGCAAGGAAGAUGUUCCAUUCAUGCCUGUGUUCUUGUGAAGGCUCUACUGAGAAAUUUCUCUAAUCAAGAGAAGUGUCCCCCCGAACUAUACAGACAAUCCUCUGACGUCAACAGUAUGGUGGCCAAUGUGGCAGCUAGUUUAUGGUCAGUCAUGACUUUGGGCAUGGGAAAUAAAACAGAGAAAAAGGAAGAGGAGUUCCAGGAGACAUUACUAGCCAAUCAGAGCCUGUUAUUCCUCUUGGUGCUGACUAACCAUUGUACAAGUGAGAGAGGAACUAGUAAUCCUUAUAGAGAAGCAUUGUUUGCUUUUACAGAUGUAAAUGAAGAGUCCUCUGUGAGUCAGGUGGCAGCCACCUUUAAGAUGGACUACAAUGCUUUAUACGGAGCCCUGUGUUCUACAUUAAGAGAUGAUCAAACCACACUGUUACUUUAUCUACUGAUUCACAGGAACAGCGGGGUCAAGGCUUUUAUAUUCUCCAGAACUAACAUAGAUCAUCUUGUGAUGCCCUUGUUGAAGAUUCUGUAUCAUGCCCAGGACAAAAAUUCUCACCACAUCUACAUGGCCUUAAUCAUCCUCCUUAUUCUGAGUGAGGAUGACGUGUUCAACAAGGCUGUUCAUGAAAUAACUCUGAAGAACAUCCCUUGGUUUAAGGAGAGACCUAUUUCAGAAAUCUCCCUGGGGGGUCUGCUGAUUCUAGUUGUGAUCCGUACGAUACAGUACAACAUCACCAGAAUGAGGGACAAAUACCUGCACACAAACUGCCUGGCAGCCCUGGCUAACAUGUCGUCACAGUUCACCAAUCUCCACCCGUACGUCGCCCAGAGGAUGGUCAGUUUAUUCUCGCAACUGAGUAAAAAGCAUGCAAGAGUGGUGGAACACAUCCGAGAUUCUGCUGUCACUGAAACGGAGAGAGAUGAGGCGGCAGAGCAAAAUGCAAUGCAGGACUUGGCUGUCCUUGAGGAGGUACUGAGGAUGGUCCUGGAGAUAAUUAAUUCCUGUCUCUGCUCCUCCCUCCAUCACAACCCUCACCUCGUGUACUCUCUGUUGUAUCAGAGGGAACUGUUCAACUCCUUCAAGACACACCCCACCUUCCAGGAUAUCCUACAGAAUAUAGACAUUGUGUUGUCCUACUUCUCAGCUCGUGUAGAAGAAAACAAGAAAGGAGGAAAUAUGUCCCCCUCAGAGGUAUUGGAGAUUAUCAAGGAGGGGUCUGUACAGUUCAGGAGGGAUAAACUCAAGAAAUUCCCUGAUCUGAAGUUUAAGUACGUUGAGGAGGAAUCCCCAGAGGAAUUUUUUAUCCCCUACGUGUGGUCCCUCGUGUAUCACUCCUCUAACAUGUACUUCAAUGCCUCACGCAUAUUACUGUUCUCUCUCUCAUCUUCCUGAUGAACUUAAUGUGAACUGAACCAGAGAAAGUUUGAACAGAACAAAUGAUCAUCUGCAAUUUUCAUGAACCAUGAUGAGCUAGAAAUAUGAAUUGAGACUGUGAACCAGAGAAAAUAUGAACAGAACAAAAGAGAACUGAUCAUGUACUGUUUUGAACCGGUCAUGAAAUAUGCUGUUUUCAUGUUCAUAGUUUGUGAACCAUUCACUGUUUUCAUGUUCAUAGCUUUGUGAACCAAUCAAGAAAUGAAACUAAAUGUGAAUUGAACUAUUCUACUGAAAGUAUGAACACAAACAGAGCUAAAAGAACUGAAUUGGAAUGUGUUGAGCAAUAUUUUGAACCAGUGAAGAAAGACAUGUAUGUUGACUGACUUCUUGUUCACACAUCAGCAUAUGCAUGAACUUGAACAGAACAGUGCAUUCAUAGAGUUGCCAUAUUUUUAUGCUCUGUGGAAGCAAUGAACUGACUCACUACAGAGCUGUCCAAAAAUUUGCAGAUUGAUUCCUCUGUAAUAAUGAAACACUUUAUUUUGAUAAAUCUCGGUUAAGCUUUUAUAGAAUAAUGGUGUUUAUGUUCAGUAGUUAGUCCAAUGUACAUGUAUAUCUAUGCCUAAAUUAAUGGAGUAAUCAUGUCAAAUUGAGAAGAUCAGUCGGGAACUAGUCAGAAGUUCAUAGUGUGGUGAUCCCACCCCUACUCCACUUCCAGAAAAAAAGAACUGUUCUUUUUGACAAAAGUAUGUGUUAGUUAUUUAUAAGGAGGGUGAAAGGUUGAAAUUUUAAUUGAACCAAAAUUUUAUUUAAAUGUAACUGAAAAUGUUAAAAUAUGGCAUUAUACAAAAAUUUUUACCCCUCCCCUCUUUCCCCACAGUUGGAAAUCUUGAAUUGGCCUCUAAAUAUGAUUUCCUCUUCAGUUGAAAUUAUUUGAAAUGAUGAAUAAUUAAAGAGUAUUUAAUUGCAAAUACGGGGCAAUCAAAUGCUUUAAUUUAUUUCAUACCAUAUCCAUGUCAUGAAAUAAUUAGAGGGAGACAACUCUAGUCUUUUUAUUGGGUAUUAAUGUCAAUUGAAUAAUUCAAUAAAUCAAAUGCAUGAAAAGGUAGAUUUUAUUUGGAGAUGUAAUUAUUUGGAAGUAGACAGAAUUUUUCUGUACAUGUGGGUAGCUUCUGUCUGCUUUAUUUGAAUUCCUUAUUUCCAUGGAGUAUUUUCUGUGAUUUUAAACUUUGAAUGUGUUUAAUUAUGUAUAUAUUAUUAUGUAAAAUGUACAUUUUUUGUGAAAAUCUCAUCGUUUCAUCUGACAGUAGAUUUGUAUGUGUAGAUUUGCAGCUGGAGAAAUUUUGUUGAAGAAUUUUAAAGAAAUGUAUUGGGAAUUUGUCAUCUUAUUGAUAAACUACACUUAGUCCAAGUAUGCUGAGUUUUUACCAAAUGGAAGAGGAAAGCAGAGUUGAAUCAAUCAUUUCAUAUAUAUUAAAUUCAGAAGAAUAAGAAAUUUAAUUUGGAAAAUCUGUUUUCAAUUCAUUUUCUCUAAAAAGAAGAUAAUAAGGUUUGACUGUAUAUUGAGAAAAAUCUAAUUUAUGUAACUCAAGGCAUUGUAUUUAAGGUAAAUAGAUUUGUUGGUUUUUCAAAGGUUUGUGUCAGUUAUGCAGUUUUUUAAAGUUCAUUUUUUAAGCACAGCAAUAUGUUUUAAUGCACUAUAUACUUCAAUAUCUGCAAACACCAGCCUUGUUUUGUUUUUAUUUAUUUAACAUGGGAAAGUUUACAUUACUAAGUAUUGAUGUGUAUAUCUAAUAUUACUGUAAUUAAAUUACUUUAUUUUUGUGUAGUUACAUGAGAUUUUCUGCUUGCAAAAAUUCCAUUCUCAUGCAUAUUUAUAUUAUGAAAGAUUAUACAUGUAUAUGAAAAUUUUGUCUCCCUAUUAAAUACAAAAUAAUAAUCUUGCAAAAAAAUCUGGUUAUCUAUAUAUGUGUCAUAAUGUGUGUUUGAAACAUGUUUCUUUAUUAAUCAGUGCAUUUAUUACAUGUGUUCUUGUAUUACAUAAUUACAUGUAUUUAUAUGAGUGAUGCAAAUGUUGUGUUGCUGAUAUAUCAAUCAUUAGAUGAUAUGUCACAGCUGAUAUAGCACUUAUUAGAUGAUAUGUCAGCUGAUAUAUUAAUGGAUGAAAUGUUUUAGUAAUAUAUUGCUAUUGUUGCUAGAAUCAUAUCAGAAUUGCUCUAUUUGUGAUAAAUAAAACAAAGCUAAAUUAAAGAACAUUGAGGAUAGUU